ACUGUACAUGGACAACUCUGGGCAUGCUGCAGAGCUUGGGGUUGGAGCUGGUAGGACAACAUCAUCUAAUACAGGUAGUGGUGGUGGACAUGGUGGACAAGGUGGUGGACCAUCUCCUAACUUUGGUGGGGCUGCUUAUGAUUCUAUAUAUACACCAACCCAACUGGGUAGUGGAGGUGGUAACGCAGGCACAGUAAAGGGUGGACCAGGUGGCGGAUAUUUACAUUGGAAAGUUGGGAAGUUGUUAGAAUUGAACGGAAUACUUCGAGCAAGUGGUGGCAAUGCAUUGGGUCCUAAUGCUGGUGGGGGUUCUGGUGGAUCCAUAUUGAUUGAAACAACCAAUAUAACUGGACAUGGUGAGAUCAACGUCCGAGGUGGCCUUGGUGGUUCCGGUAGUGGUUAUGGUGGUGCUGGUGGAAGGAUUGCAGUGAAAUGUAGAUGGAGAUAUCAGUAUGGUGGGAAGUUUAUUAACGCUGGUGGAUUGGGAGGUUCUAGUUCAUUGUUACUUGCAGCUGCUGCAGGUACAACUUACAAAGAAGAGAAUAUGCGGCCACCUCAAUACAGGGAGCUUAAAUAUAACCCCAGCAAGAACCAGACCUAUCUCAAAGUUGACCAUACAUAUAUACAUGCUGAUAAUGAAGGAAAUGAUGUACCACCUGCAACUGUUAUCAUGGAGGAAAACACCUUUUAUUAUGAGUUUGAUGAAGCUGAGCUCACUGGAUAUGCGAGGCUUAUAUUUUACCAUCCUGAUUCGGAAAUGCACAAAGCG
Molecule: messenger RNA, 769 nt
Organism: Ciona intestinalis (vase tunicate)
Lineage: Eukaryota; Metazoa; Chordata; Ascidiacea; Phlebobranchia; Cionidae
Source: RefSeq, a predicted model, not a curated record